AUGUUUCCAAGUAGAAAAGAUAUAUGCUGUGUAAAGACUAAGUCCUCAGAUGGUGAAACUACCAGUAAAGCACCCCAGCCUGAGGAGAAAACCAAGAAGAAGAAACAGAAGACUUGGUGGAGCUUCAGAAGAAAAAAUCGAGUUUCUCCGAUUUGUGACGAUGACUUUCAGGAAGCUGUCAGAAGAAUAGCUAAAGCUCAAGAGGUGAUACAAAACCACCACAGCUACAUCCAAGGACUACAUGGGGGGAUGAACAGCCACAAAAAAGAAAAGGCUGCCUCUGAUGGGAAAAUAAAAGAAUCAAGAAAUGCAGGAGACAAAAGGGUUAGAUUCACCACAGAGAUGGUCAGAAGUCUUGAGAAACCAGAAAACAACAGAGAGAAGUUCAACGUCCACCCCACUGAUGGAGCAACCAGCAUCAUGUCCCAGCAGGUCCUGCAUCCUGGCUUCCCGAACCCAGCCCGGAGCUGCUACAUGAACUCCAGCCUCCAGACUCUGCUGACACUCAAAGAGUUUGUGGAAGACGUCCGCUCCCAGGAGGACUUGUUUGGACAGUGUCAUGAGGCUGAGCUGAUGAAAUGUUUCAUGAACAUUGUUAGAUGUCACAACUCAGACAAUGCCCUCCUAAAGCUUCACAUCCUCAAUAAGUUUAAGGGGGUCAUUUCUGCGAAGGCGCCAGAAUUUGAGGAUGCUGGAAACAAAGAUGCCCAUGAGUUCCUGACAGCCGUCCUAGACCAGAUGGACAGCCUGGCUUUAGCUCUGCAUCAGACGGCAGCCAUUGUGGGGGGAAACUACACCUGCCCCAUAGCAAGAAACUUUGCAUUCGAAAUGCAGAACACCAGGACAUGUAAAAGAUGUGGUGACCAGUCCAUCACACAGGAGAACUUCACCAGUCUCUCUCUGGACCUGAUUUCUGAACUUUCAGUGCAGCAGCUGCUCCAGAUGUACCAAAUGGAGACACAGCUGGAGUACAUGUGCGACUGUGGUGGAACGACAUCAGGACGAGAGACCACAUUUCUGACCCUCCCAAAAUACCUCAUAUUACAUCUGAAGAGGUUUAAGUUCACUGAGGACCUGCAGAUGAUGAAGCUGCAUGACCCCAUCAUCCUCCUCAAGGAGCUGAUGAUGACCUCCCACCAGGAUGAAGGUUGGUACAGCCUGGUUAGUGUCAUCAGCCAUCUGGGAUCAUCAUACGAUGAUGGACACUACGUGAGUGACGGGUUGCACCCGUACGAGGACCAGGACAACAACGCUGAAUAA
This is a messenger RNA of Melanotaenia boesemani (Boeseman's rainbowfish), 1260 nucleotides long. RefSeq names its product ubiquitin carboxyl-terminal hydrolase 37-like. Gene Ontology annotation, cellular component: cytosol; nucleus. The record is from RefSeq and is a predicted model, not a curated record. The transcript has 14 exons. Gene Ontology annotation, biological process: G1/S transition of mitotic cell cycle; protein deubiquitination. Bases 1 to 1260 code for a protein of 419 amino acids. Gene Ontology annotation, molecular function: cysteine-type deubiquitinase activity; cysteine-type endopeptidase activity. NCBI's taxonomy places the organism in Eukaryota, Metazoa, Chordata, Actinopteri, Atheriniformes, Melanotaeniidae.